This is a messenger RNA of Menidia menidia (Atlantic silverside), 2407 nucleotides long. The record is from the annotation of a GenBank genome assembly. Lineage: Eukaryota; Metazoa; Chordata; Actinopteri; Atheriniformes; Atherinopsidae.
GGAAGACUUUGAGUGACGUAAAUGACACGAAGAAGAAAUGACCGGGCGUAAACAUGGCGUCUGCCUUGGACGAAGAUGAGAUCUGCAAUGAUGACUACUAUUCCCUGCUAAAUGUCCGACGAGAGGCUACCCAGGAGGAGCUGAAGGCAGCAUACCGGCGACUGUGCAUGCUGUAUCACCCAGACAAACACCGGGAUCCUGAACUAAAGAGACAAGCAGAGCAGCUUUUUAACCUUGUACAUGAAGCAUAUGAAGUGCUUACGGACCCACAGGCACGAGCCAUCUAUGAUAUCUAUGGCAAGAGGGGACUUGAUGUUGAAGGAUGGGAGGUGGUGGAGAGGAAAAGAAGCCCUGCAGAGAUUCGAGAAGAGUUUGAGCGGCUUCAGAGGGAGCGGGAGGAGAGAAGGCUUCAGCAAAGGACCAACCCAAAAGGAAUGAUAAGUGUGGGCAUUGAUGCCACAGACCUUUUUGACCGAUAUGAAGAAGACUAUGAGGAUAUGGGCGGGGGCGGAGUCCCACAUGUUGAAAUCAACAAGAUGCACAUAUCACAGUCUAUAGAGGCUCCCCUCACGACAAAAGACACGGCCAUUCUUUCUGGCUCUUUGUCAACCCACAAUGGAAAUGGAGGUGGCACCAUCAACUUGGCAUUGAGAAGAGUAACCUCGACAAAUGGAUGGGGCGAGGUUGAGUUAGGAGCUGGAGACAGUCAUGGACCUCUCUUUGGAAUGAAAAUAUUUCGCAACUUGACGCCCCGAUGUUUUGUGACGGCUCAGUGUGGGCUCCAGUUUUCAUCCCGAGGCGUGCGUCCAGGGGUGACCACAGUGCUGGCCCGUCACCUUGACAAAAACACUAUGGGCUAUUUGCAGUGGCGUUGGGGAAUCCAUUCUUCUAUGAACACCAGCAUCGUGAGGGACACCAAAAGCAGCCAUUUCACGCUUGCAGUCCAGCUUGGCAUUCCUCAUACUUUUAUGAUGAUGAGUUACCAGUACAAGUUCCAGGAUGACGACCAGACGAAGAUUAAGGGCUCAGUAAAAUCAGGUUUCUUUGGGACUGUGGUUGAGUACGGUGCUGAGAGGAAAAUCAGUCGUCACAGUGUGCUGGGGGCCACUGUCAGCGUGGGGGUGCCCCAAGGCGUCUCCCUAAAGAUAAAACUGAACAGAGCAAGUCAGACAUAUUUUUUCCCUAUUCACCUGACCGACCAGCUCCUGCCCAGCGCAGUAUUUUAUGCCACAGUUGGACCACUGAUUUUUUACCUCGCCAUCCAACGGCUCGUUAUUCGGCCCUAUGUGCGGGCCCAAAAAGAAGAAGACUUGGAGAAGCAGAGGGAGAGUUCGGCCUCUAAUAUAGCUAAGAAGAAACAGGAGGCAGAGGCUGCUGUGAUGCUCAUGCAGGAGUCUGUGCGCAGGAUUAUUGAGGCAGAGGAGUCUAGAAUGGGCCUCAUCAUCCUCAACGCCUGGUACGGCAAGUUUGUGACAGACAACAGCAGAAAACACGAGAGGGCAAAGGUCAUCGAUGUGACGGUCCCACUGCAGUGUCUGGUGAAAGACUCCAAACUCAUCCUCACUGAAGCCACAAAGUCAGGACUCCCUGGCUUCUACGACCCCUGUGUGGGGGAGGAGAAGAGCCUGAAGGUGCUGUAUCAGUUCCGUGGAGUCAUGCAUCAAGUCCUGUCAGGAGACACCGAACCGCUCAGGAUACCAAAGCAAUCUCAUAGGAUUGACACAGACACAUAGGGGUUUGUCUGCUGACCAAAAACCUCAUCUCUUGACUGUUGGACAGAAGAUGAAGAACCUCUGUUUUAGAUACGACUUGGAUUGAAGUCUUUAUUACUCAGAAAUCAUGCAUUUUCCUGUUUGUCUUUAUGUUCAUUCAAAAUGCAAAGCGGAGAAAUAUCAACACAGACUGGAUCCAUCAAAACCACUGUCCACGGACAGGGUUGCGGCCUGCUAAUGUGACAAGAAAAUCAAUGGCUACCAUCUGAUUCAGGUCUUCUAGCCUCCUUGGUACCCAUUAAUUUUUGUUAUUGCUUGUCAUUUCUAAGAGUCCUAUGUACUGUAUUGUACAAUAGCUGCAGUGCCUGUUUGAUCAAAGAAAUGAAAGCAAAUGUCUAUUUGCCAUAUUAUUAAAGUCUCUCUCAAGUUUGUCUGUUUUUUUUGUAAAAUGUUUGUAAUGUCAAGUAAAGGUAAACUAAGGUUUGUUUUAAGUUAACAUAUGUCCCGCUGACUGAUGCUACUUGUCUGUAAUAUAUUUCACAGAGAAAGGGAACAGCUGAACCGUGAAAAAUGUGAGUGAUAAUGUGAACUUGGCUGACAAUGAAAGCAGCUGCUGAUGAUAAAAUAAAGAUCGUAUCGUUCGGCUGAUUCAACAGAGCUUAAGACUUGGCUCGGCACGGCCAAAGGGACUUGUG